UUGUAAUUUCAUCGAUCAGUCGAGUCUAUGUAAGGAAUCAUGCAUCAAUAUCAAUAUCCUAAAAUAGUUCUUCCUCCAGCCGUCAUUGCAACAUCUGUCAUAAAACCUCGAGCAACCUCCCAAAAAUCUCAACCACGUUUCUCUCCCAGUGUUCCAAAUUCCAUUAAGUUUUAUGCUUUACAGCAAUGGUACUUUGAAUUCCCAUAUGGUGAUUAUGUUUCAUCAUCCUUAUUUUCUGCUAAAAGAGCUCAACCACCUGUAACUGGAAGCCUCCAAUAUGAAGCUUCACCACAAAAUCCCAAAUCAUUAGACAAAAUCACCCUUUUUGAUGGCUCUAAUCAUACAAACCCUUUGGAUAUACUUGAGAAGGGUAAUAAGAUUAUAGACAAUGGAGACAAAAAUGAUGUUGAAGUGAAGCACAAUUCAACAGUGGACAAGGUUCAAGAAAAUGGAGGUUUGGUUACAAAUAAUGCUACACAAUCUGUUGGAAAUUUAUCUAUCAAUAAUGUUAGUUAUUCAACCUUACAAGAAAAAAAUCCAGAUGUUGCAAGUUCACCAACUCCUAUAACACCCUCAACAUCAAUAGUUUCUAUUUCUCCUUCAAUGGCAAUAUUGGAUAAUAACACAUCUAAAGCAGAUAUAGGUGGACCGAAUUCAGACCACAAGCACAAAUCUUCUAAAUCACAUAAAAAACACGUGAAGAAAAUUCCAUCAAUGGGGGAUGUAGUGACAAUUUCCAACAUGUACGACAUUUUACUUUAUAAUCGUGCUAAUGUUCGAUCCAUGAAACCAUUGUGGUCUUUAAAAGUUGAUCAAGAAUUACUUGAUGCAAAAUAUCAGAUUGAGAAUGCUCCAAUCAAUGACAAUGAUCGGGCGCUUUAUCCUCCUCUAUAUCGUAAUGUAUCGAUGUUUAAAAGGAGCUAUGAAUUAAUGGAAAAGAUUCUCAAGGUUUACGUUUACAAAGAGGGAGAAAGACCUAUAUUCCACCACCCACAAUCGGUUCUUAGUGGAAUUUAUGCCUCUGAGGGAUGGUUCAUGAAGCAUAUGGAAGAAAGCAAACAUUUUGUCACUAAUGACCCCAAACAAGCUCAUCUAUUUUAUAUUCCUUUUAGCUCUCGAAUAUUAGAAGAAAAAUUAUACGUGACUGGAUCCGGAAGUCGCAACAACUUGGUACAACACUUGAAGAACUACCUUAAUCUGGUUGCUGCGAAAUAUGAUUCAUGGAAUAGAACUGGUGGGUCCGAUCAUUUCCUCGUUGCUUGUCAUGAUUGGGCAACAGACGAGACAAGAAAAUCCAUGGACAGUUGCAUAAGAGCUCUAUGCAAUUCAGAUGUGAAAAGAGAAGGUUUCCAAUUAGGAAAAGACGUUUCUCUCCCUGAAACAUACGUCCGCUCACCCCAAAACCCAUUACGCGAACUCGGAGGCAAACCCCCUUCCCAACGCCCGAUCCUCGCCUUUUUUGCAGGCCAAAUGCACGGUUAUGUCCGCCCCAUUCUCCUAAAACAUUGGGAAAACAAAGACCCCGACAUGAAAAUCUUCCAGAAGCUUCCAAAAUCUAAAGGAAACAAAAACUAUAUUCAAUACAUGAAGAGUAGCAAGUAUUGUAUUUGUGCUAAAGGUUAUGAGGUGAAUAGUCCUAGAGUGGUGGAGGCUAUUUUUCAUGAAUGUGUUCCCGUGAUUAUAUCGGAUAAUUUUGUCCCACCUUUUUUUGAGAUCUUGAAUUGGGAAUCGUUUGCGGUUUUUGUUCAAGAAAAAGAUAUUCCGAAUUUGAAGAAUAUUCUCGCUUCUAUAUCGAAGAGGAGGUAUUUGGUGAUGCAACAAAGAGUUAAGAAGGUACAGCAACAUUUUCUAUGGCAUGUUAAGCCUGUGAAAUAUGAUAUAUUUCAUAUGAUUUUGCAUUCGAUAUGGUAUAAUAGAGUUUUUAGAGUAGAUUCGGGUAGUUAGUUAGUUAUUGUGAAUAUAUUUUUUCAAAAUGCGAUUUUUAAAUAACAUGUC
Molecule: messenger RNA, 1995 nt
Organism: Lactuca saligna
Lineage: Eukaryota; Viridiplantae; Streptophyta; Magnoliopsida; Asterales; Asteraceae
Source: the annotation of a GenBank genome assembly